Molecule: messenger RNA, 2107 nt
Organism: Durusdinium trenchii
Lineage: Eukaryota; Dinophyceae; Suessiales; Symbiodiniaceae
Source: the annotation of a GenBank genome assembly
UGGGGAUCUUCUUCUUCACAAAGUCUCGCCUUUUCGUGCUCUUUCUGAUGGCGAGCUGCUUUUCUGCCUGCUGGCCAUGGGCCAAGAGGCCUGCGUCAGCUCAACGGCGGACCUCAACUGAUUCCAGAGGGAAAGGAUCGAACCGGCAGAGCUUCUUUAAUCUCUCACACACCAAGAAAACGGAGGGGAACAAGUCAAAUGCCAUACCGAAGGGCCCCUCGGUCCUGGACAAGGUGCUGCGGGUGGUGGGCUCAAGGAAGGAGGAGCCCUUGGCCGCCAUGAGCGAGUGGAUGGAAAAGACGGCGGACCCGCAGGUAGUCUCCAGAGAGGCCAUAAUCUUGGUCUUGGUCGGUCUACCUGCGCGUGGGAAGUCCUUCAUCUGUGGCGCAGUGGUGAGGCACCUGAAGUUGUUGGGCGUGCGGGUGCGGAGCUUCAAUGCUGGUGAGCUAAGACGGGAGACUGGGAAGGCUGGCAUCGAGGCCGACUUCUUUUCCUCCUCCAAUCUGGAGGCCUUUAAGGAGCGUGAACGCUUGGCCAUGCUCUGCUGUCAGCGGCUCUUGGAGUGGAUCCAGGCAGCUCCACCAGGUACAUCUUCCAUCGGCAUUUUGGAUGCCACCAACACCACCCUCCUGCGUCGGCAACGAGUCCUCGAGACGUGCUUUGCAGCAGCGCAAGAGGCACACCACGAUGAAAAGUCCGCGCCGCUUCGGGUGAUCUUCCUGGAAUCGCUCUGCAGCGAUCCCAAGAUAUUGCAGGACAACUACCAGAUGAAGCUGAGCAAUGACGACUACAAAGGUGCCGAAAGCAGCGCCGCCUUGGAUGAUUUCAAGAAACGUGUUGAAGCCUAUGAGGCACAGUACGAGCCUUUGCAGGAGGGCGAAUUGGACUUCACGCAGAACCGGCCCAGCGAUGCGGCGAUGCCGGUGGGCUCCGUGCAGAUCUACGACGGAGGGCAAAAGAUCACAUGCUGUCGAACUGGGAGUUCCCUGGUGGCGGCGCCGCUGAUCUCCCUCUUGCACGCGAUGCACCUCACCAGGCGACAAAUCUUGCUGGCGCCGGAGUCCAAUAGCGCGGGUCAGGGUUUGCCUCCGCAGAGCUUCGUUGAGAUUCUCAAGAACGAAGAAGAGAAGGAGGGGCGGAUCAUGGACGUGAUCUGUGGGGCUUCGAAGCAUGCGGUGCGGAUCGCGCAGGAGCUUUCAAAGGUGCCUUCUGUGCCUUCUGCCUCCGGCGUCGCUGCGGGCGCCCCGCGUGGCCGUCCCCGCUGUGUGCUGAAUCUCCGGGCGCUGCAGGGCCGCUCCGCGGACGGCGCCGCCGACGGUGCGGCGACGGCGGAGAGCUAUGCAGACCUGGUAAGACGGAUGCGGGUGGAGGUGCUCCUGCUGCUGGAGCGCCUGCCACGAUCAGUCCUUGUCAUUUGCCCCGGUGAGGAUGUGCGCAGGGUGCUCUUCGCCCACUUCUGCGGCUGCUCCGAGAAAUCCAUUGCGGACCUGGAGAUGCCCAGCUGGGCAGUCCUCGAGCUCACGCGGGACCACAAGGGCUAUUCCUGUGAAGAGUUGGAACUUCAACAACAGCCGCGGCACAGCCUCAGUGGCCGACGCCUCUCCGCCUGAGCGUCCGAUCGGACGCUGGAUGGACUGAGGGCGCCAUGCUGGGAGGAAGACAAAGCACGUAGGACUUCAGCACUGCUGGAAGGACUUACACUCCCUGGAAUCCAUCCAUGGACGAGGAGUGGAGUUCACCACCUGUUGGGGUAUCCGGAAGAUGGCCAUCCGAGUCUUUCGGGGCCCAUGCCCUCCGUCAUGCCAAUUCCAGGGAGCGUAGCGACUCAACCGUACCACCUUUCCCAAGUACGAGAGCGUCCGACCGCACUUGCCAGAACUGGUCGGAGACCUUCGAUACUUGCAGGGAGCGAACCUGAAAAAAGGAUCACUCCAAAGAGAAUAGGUGCAGGUCAUGAACUUCGAUACUUGACAAUGGAAGAACCCCAGAUUUUUGGGAGAAUGCCGGCAAUGUGACCGAUUAGACCACUGUCCGUGCCUCAAUUAGGCCAAUCUGCUGAUGAUUCCUCAUCGUUUCUUCUUAAGACCACUGUCCAUGUCGAUUGGCC